AUGUUGUCACGGGGCAAAUAUAUAGUCUCUUUGGUAACUACUAAUCGAGCAGAAACACCAGGUCAAGAUCUUUUAACACUUGAUCCAUCAACAUCGGCUUUCAAAGCUCAAAACAACAGAGAAAUAGAUAAAAAUAUUAUGGUAACAGCUACUAAAGGUAGUGAGAUGACAGUGACAGAAGCAUCACAUCAAGAAGGUAUUACAACGAUGUUAAAUAAUGUGGCACAUGGUAGCUUAACACCAAAUAGAGAUAGACGAGGAUUAGCAGCACCGACAAACAAGUGUAAUCGUGAAAUUCUGCAACAACACAUUUCAUCUUUUCAUCCAUGUAUAUCUCACUACCGAAGAGAACAUGCUCCUAAUCGUUUGUAUCUACCUCAUAAUAUCACAAUUAGAAGUAUGCAUGCUGAUUACCUUCAGAAAUAUCCAAAAAAUAAAGUUAGCUAUUACACUUAUCGAAAAGUAAUGUCCGACAUGAACAUUAGUUUUACAAAACUAGGAAAUGAGGAGUGCGAUAACUGUAUGGUACACAUUCAGCACAUAAAAUCACAUAAUGAGGCAACAGUCAAAUCUGAAGAAUAUUUUGUUGAAAAUGCGGAAGGUCCUGAUGAAUAUCAAACAGAUCACAGAAUAAAUAUUACUGGUAGAAAUGCUGGUCCUGAAUUAAAUCUGUCGGCUCUUCAAUCUUCAACAACAAAAUUUCGAACUUCUUGUACACUAUGUAUGAAAUGCUUACGGCACGUUGAGAAUGCCAAAACAAAAAUAGUUGAGUAUAAAAAGGAUGUGGCACAGAAAAAGGAUGAAACCAAAGUAGGUAAACAGUAG
Psylliodes chrysocephalus is the source of this 825-nucleotide messenger RNA. Lineage: Eukaryota; Metazoa; Arthropoda; Insecta; Coleoptera; Chrysomelidae. The record is from the annotation of a GenBank genome assembly.